This is a messenger RNA of Cryphonectria parasitica EP155, 3053 nucleotides long. Its product is annotated as family 39 glycosyltransferase. Bases 1 to 2796 code for a protein of 931 amino acids. The record is from RefSeq and is a predicted model, not a curated record. Gene Ontology annotation, biological process: protein O-linked glycosylation via mannose. Gene Ontology annotation, molecular function: dolichyl-phosphate-mannose-protein mannosyltransferase activity. The transcript has 5 exons. NCBI's taxonomy places the organism in Eukaryota, Fungi, Ascomycota, Sordariomycetes, Diaporthales, Cryphonectriaceae. Gene Ontology annotation, cellular component: membrane; endoplasmic reticulum.
AUGGCUCGCCCAGCUGGCGCGAAGGAGCCCGCCUCUGCCGUUGCUCCCAACGGCAAGGCGAGGCAGCAGGAGGACUACACCUCUGAGGGUGUCGAAGACAACGACGUCUUCCUCCUUCCCAUCUCCGACUAUCAGGUCAUGAUCGGCGUGACCAUUUUAGGAGCCAUCGUUCGUCUCUUCCGCAUUUACCAGCCUGACAGUGUCGUCUUCGACGAGGUCCACUUCGGUGGCUUCGCCUCGAAAUACAUCAAGGGCAAGUUCUUCAUGGACGUCCACCCCCCUCUGGCCAAACUCCUCAUUACCCUCUUCGGCUGGCUCGCGGGCUUCGACGGCGACUUCGACUUCAAGGAGAUCGGGAUGGACUAUGUGGAGCCCAAUGUUCCUUACGUUGCCAUGAGGGCAUUCCCCGCCAUUUGCGGCAUUCUUCUCGUACCUACCAUGUUCCUCACCUUGAAGGCUGCGGGCUGCCGCACCUUCACAGCUGCCAUGGGAGCCGGUCUGAUCAUCUUUGAGAAUGGUUUGUUGACCCAAGCUCGCCUGAUCCUCCUCGACUCGCCUCUUGUCCUGGCCACGGCCUUCACCGCCAUGUCGUUUGUCUCCUUCACGAAUCAACAUGAAUUGGGACCUACCAAGGCCUUCCAGGCAAGCUGGUGGUUCUGGCUAGUCAUGACGGGUCUGGGUUUGGGUAUCACCUUUAGCAUCAAAUGGGUCGGUCUCUUCACGAUCGCGUGGGUCGGAUCCUUGACCCUGGUUCAGCUUUGGGUGCUCCUUGGCGACACCAAGACCGUCACGAUUCGCGUGUUUGCCAAACACUUCAUGGCGCGCGUCUUCUGCCUGGUCGUGCUCCCGGCCACCUUCUACCUGGCCAUGUUCGCGAUACACUUUGCCUGUCUCGUCAAUCCUGGAGAGGGAGACGGUUUCAUGAGCUCCGAGUUCCAGUCUACCCUGAACUCCAAGGGCAUGCAGGAUGUCCCUGUGGACGUGCUCAUGGGCAGCAGGGUCUCUAUCCGCCACGUCAACACGCAAGGUGGCUACCUCCACUCUCAUCCUCUCAUGUACCCGACCGGCAGCAAGCAACAACAGAUUACCCUUUACCCACACAAGGACGAGAACAACCUGUGGCUCCUGGAGAACCAGACCCAACCGCUGGAUAUCAAUGGCGAGCCCAUCAACGGCACUGACGCCUGGGAUAAGCUGGACGAGCCUGCCUACAUCAAGGAUGGUGAUGUCGUCCGUAUCUACCACUUAGCUACCCACCGCCGCGUCCACUCGCACGAUGUUCGACCUCCGGUCACCGAGGCUGAUUGGCAGAACGAGGUCUCCGCCUACGGGUACGAAGGGUUCGAGGGUGACGCAAAUGACUACUUCCGUGUCGAGAUUGUCGAGAAGCAGUCCAAGGCUGGGCCGGCGCGGGAGCGGCUCCGCACCAUCGAGACCAAGUUCAAGCUGGUCCACAUCAUGACUGGCUGUGUUUUGUUCUCUCACAAGGUGAAGUUGCCAGAGUGGGCAUCAGAGCAGCAAGAGGUCACCUGCGCCCGGGGUGGUACCCUUCCUAACAGCCUGUGGUAUAUCGAGUCCAAUGAGCACCCUAUGCUUGGUCCGGACUCGGAGAAGGUCAACUAUGAGAACCCCGGCUUCUUUGGCAAGUUCUUGGAGCUGCAGCAGGUCAUGUGGAAGACCAACGCCGGCCUCGUUGAGUCCCAUGCGUGGGACUCUCGCCCUGGCUCGUGGCCCAUCCUGCGACGAGGCAUCAACUUCUGGGGUAAGAACCACCGGCAGGUUUAUCUUAUGGGCAACCCAGUCAUCUGGUGGACCUCGACCCUCGCUGUUGCCGUCUAUGUCCUUAUCAAGGGCAUCGCCGUCCUCCGGUGGCAGAGAAGCUGCAAUGACUACUCCAACACAACGUUCAAGCGGUUCGACUACGAGAUCGGAAUGUCGGUGCUGGGCUGGGCAUUCCACUACUUCCCCUUCUACCUGAUGCAGCGCCAGCUCUUCCUGCACCACUACUUCCCAGCCUUGGUUUUCGCCAUCAUCGCGCUGUGCCAGUUCUUCGACUUCGUGACAGCUCGUGCGCCGAUUUCGGUCAUUCGUGAGAACCCAGUCAUCAACAAGACCGCGACCGUCAGCUUCCUGGUCGUGUCUGCUGCAGUGUUCAUGCUGUAUUCACCCCUCGCGUAUGGCAACAUGUGGACCAAGAACGAGUGCCAGCGUGUCAAACUAUUCGACACUUGGGACUUUGACUGCAAUACGUUCUUCAGCAACUAUGACCAGUACAGCGGCGUGCGAAAGGCGGCCGUGGCGUCGACCAGUGCAGCAGUGAAUUCGGACGCUCCAGCGGGGGGUGAAGAAGGUCUCCAGGCCGGUGACGACGCGCAAAAGCCCCUGCAUGACCAUGAUGAGUUCUUCAAGAAUGCAGGUAUCAGUGGCGCCCCCAUACCACCUGGGCAGCGCCUCGUCAAGCGUGAGGAACGCAUCGAGUAUCGUGAUCAGGAUGGCAACAUUCUCGACGAGGAGCAGCUCAAGGCACUCGAGGGCAAAGUAGAGUUCAAGACACGCUACGAGACCCGCACCCGCGUGCUCGACGCCGAUGGGAACGAGGUGGAGGUCGCCGCCGGGGUGGCCCCUCCGCACCCUGAUGUCGAGGGCGUCGACUCCAAGACGAUCAAGGAGCGGGGCGAGCGUGACGAGUCUAUUCCGCCUGCCAAGGAGAGCGUCGAGGGGGAUCAUGAGGCGCGGGCCAAGCAGCCCAAGCCUGCUAGCGAGAAGAAGGAGGCAAGCAGCCGGUCGGGCUCAUAGACAGCAAAACAGCCUGGCUUAUCUGAGCGGGCUUCUUCUUCUUCUUCUUCUUCUUCUUCUUCUUCUUCUUCUUCUUCUUUCCACUUGUAGGGGGUUGACUUGUGGUGUUUUAGGCGAAGGGUGUACGAUACCAAAAUCCCUACUGCUCUCCAAUACAAUCCAGGGAAGGUGUGGGUAGUAGCAAGAAAGGGAACAGGAAGUUUCAGAGCAUGGGAUUUGGCUGGGAAAAUAAUCAAACACCCAGAAUUCAUACCACG